Messenger RNA from Patiria miniata (bat star), 1605 nucleotides. RefSeq lists its product as uncharacterized. The transcript has 2 exons. The coding region runs from base 1 to 1605 and encodes 534 amino acids. The record is from RefSeq and is a predicted model, not a curated record. Lineage: Eukaryota; Metazoa; Echinodermata; Asteroidea; Valvatida; Asterinidae.
AUGACGACGAAGGUUUCUGAGGCAAGCGAGUACCGCACCUUAUUACUUCCCCCAAGCAAGCAUGGCGGUAUUCCGAGUUUCAACUGCUAUUACUCGACCCCAAUAGCGAGUUCCUCUCAGUCACAGACCGGAGAAACUUCUCCCAGGGUCCCCGCACGCAAAAUCUGGCCCUGGUCCUUCUGGUUGCUACUGAAGUUCAUCGGGCUGUACAACUACCGCCGGAUUGUGGCCCAGCGGCGGUGCGACCUGUGCCGUCUGGCCGUUCUCCAGCGCCGAUACCGGGAGAGGGGUGAAGAGGAGAGGAGUGGGUGGCUGUACCCGGGUGCGGUAGACGAGCAGACGGACGAAACUGAAGCAGAAAAUACAGCGGAGGUACCGAUGAUCUGCGUGCUGGAUGCUGACAUCAACCCGGCGAAAGGUGGCACGGGAGCCGGAGAUGCUGAGACGACCGAUGGCUGCCAAGUGUGCCGUAGCAUGUGGUGGGAUUCAGGGGGUCUCUGUCGGCCGUACUCGGAGACAGAUAUCGGUGUUUGUGAGUGGAACCAUCGUGGCAGCACUGUACUCUCAGUCAUCUGGUCCCUGGUCCUGUUUGCGUUCACACUGUUCGAAAUGUCCCUUAAGAUCGAGUAUCUGGGAGGCAAGAAGCGGGACUUCGUUCCCUUCAUCAGCUAUAUCACGCAUAUCCUCUUCAACAUGUCCAUACCUGCUCUGAUUCUCCUGACUAAUUUCCGCCACAUGCAGAUGGACCGUCGCAGGCUGCGGAGGGUUCACGGUUUCCGCUGGUGGAAGGCACUGAGCAUCAGAUACAUCGUCAGACGCGUGCAGCACUUGGAGUUGGGACAUCAGCUUCCCUGUCGUGGCUUUCUGACCGUGUGUCUGGGUUGGCCUCUCUUCAAUGGGAUGUACAGCUUGAUCUUCUAUGUCACCAUGGGUGGUUCACUCUGGCAAGCGAAGCUGUCUCUUGUCUUCUGUGUCGUGUGCAUGAUAGUAUGGGGCACCUUCUGCUACCUCGUGCUGCUACUGAGGCUGGCUUUCCUCCAGCAGCAACGUCUGGAGCUGGGGUUUCUCUGGAAGCAUGUGGGUGAGGUAGAUAUCUGUAGGCGACGCCUGGCCAUGUACGCCGAGGAUCUGGGCAGCAUGAGGAGGCUUGUAUCCAUCUGGAUCAUCAUGGUUGCUGCCAUCUCAUCCUGGGCCUUCUCCUCGCUGCUCUAUUGGGAAUACCUCGCCAUCAGCGGUGGUGUCAAAGUCAAGCACGACUACUUUGUGGCGUUCAACAUCAACAUAUGGUCCACGAAUGCAAUGUUCCUUGCUCUUCCUCUGUUGGCUGUCGGCGGUGUGGAUCUGAAGGGGACGUGGUCUCAGUUCAAGCAGAGCAUCAGUCAGAUGAGGUGCGAGACUCACGAUGCCUUCUGGGACAAGAUUCUUGCCUUCUGCGAGGAGCAGUCUCCGGUCACCAAGGUGAAAAUGCUCACGCUGAUGUUCUCUGCUUUGGGUCUGUUUCUUGGUUUGCACCUAUCUAUGGAGAAUCAGGAUGUGUACAUGCCAACUCAGGAAACUCACUUCCUAACACCACCGGAUAACGCAUCCUAUUUUACUCACUCAUAA